Bactrocera tryoni is the source of this 362-nucleotide messenger RNA. RefSeq lists its product as uncharacterized. Gene Ontology annotation, biological process: DNA integration. The record is from RefSeq and is a predicted model, not a curated record. Lineage: Eukaryota; Metazoa; Arthropoda; Insecta; Diptera; Tephritidae. The transcript has a single exon. The annotation marks the transcript as partial. Gene Ontology annotation, molecular function: nucleic acid binding.
AUGCCACAGACGAUAUACAGCGACAACGCAACGAACUUCGUCGGCGCCGAUCGCAAGUUGCGCGAACUCAAAGAGGCGUUUCUGUCCCAGUCUCCAGAAGUACUGAAAUUCGCCGCCGUAGAAGGGUUCAAAUUCGCCUUUAUACCACUGAGGGCGCCGCACUUCGGCGGGUUAUGGGAGGCGGCAGUGAAGUCCGCCAAACAUCUCGCCGUGCGCGCAAUGGGCAACGUGCUGCUCACCGCCGAAGAGCUAGGAACACUGAUAGCCGAAGUGGAGGCCAUCCUCAACUCUGCGGCCCUCGCACCGUUGAGCCAGGAUCCCAACGAUGGCGAAGCAUUGACUCCAGCACACCUAUUAAUAGG